UUUUAAGAGGAAUUGUUAGAAUCAAGUUGCUAGGAGACUUCCUGUUCAGAGUUAAAUUUCCUGUCAGAUUACAAAAUCUGGCCGGAACGUUCGGUACCACCCUGUACAUACAUGUGUAUGUACACAUGUACUGAACACACGGCGGCUCUUUGACAGUCAUCAACUUAAUCAACUAUAAUCUGGCUUUAACGGUAGAAGCUGCUAUAAGUAACAGAGCUUGUGGACGCUGUGCAUCACAAACACGAAACGAUUUCUACGAUAACGUAAAUAACGAAGCCUGUAAGUUGCGAUAACCGAUUGAAGGAGGAAAAAAUUAUUAUCUGAGUGCGACGGUACCGCUUUGAAAAUGGACAAGGACGUUAUCAAAUCACCGCCUGUGUGCAAUGGAAACGCAAGCCACGAUGAACUUCAUGAAGACGAUAUAAACAGCAGUGAACCAUCAGUGUCGGACACUCUUAUCUUUUAUGUAAAUGGAAAAGAGGUUUCAGAUAAAAAUAUACAGCCGCAAUGGACCCUUCUAUGGUAUCUUCGCAACAAACUUGGAUUGACCGGUACAAAACUUGGUUGCGCGGAAGGAGGGUGUGGAGCCUGUACAGUUAUGAUUUCGAAGCUUGAUCGGGUUGCUGGGAAAAUUAUUCAUUUGGCCGUUAACGCAUGUCUAACACCGAUAUGCGCCGUGCAUGGUUUGGCUGUAACCACCGUGGAGGGUAUUGGUAGCACACGGACCAGGUUGCAUCCGGUACAAGAGCGCAUUGCUGCGGCACACGGGUCGCAGUGUGGAUUUUGCACGCCUGGUAUAGUCAUGUCUAUGUACGCUCUGUUGCGCAGCAUACCGAAACCGACUAUGGAGAAUUUAGAAAUUGCGUUUCAAGGUAAUCUAUGCAGAUGUACGGGAUACAGACCGAUUAUAGAGGGAUUCAAGACUUUUACGGAAGAAUGGGAACGGUCGCAGUUGAUGAAUAAUGGACGAGAGGAAGGAACAAACAGCACGAGAGUCUGUGCAAUGGGCGAUGCCUGCUGCAAAAAGGCUUUCACGUCCGAACCAACCGAAAUUUUCAAUUCCAAAGAGUUCCGCCCGUACGAUCCUACUCAAGAACCGAUAUUUCCACCGAAAUUAAAAAUUGAAUCUAAACUGGACGAGCAGUAUCUGAUAGUAAAAGGAAGAAAUGCCGGUUGGUACCGACCAACAAACCUCAACACAUUGCUUGCUCUUAAGGAACAGUAUCCAAAUGCUAAAAUUGUCAUCGGUAACACGGAAAUUGGGGUGGAAAUGAAAUUUAAACGUUUAGUAUACCCGAUACUUAUACAACCAACACAGAUCAAAGAAAUGCGUGAAAUUGUUGAAACAUCGGAGGCAUUGAGAAUGGGUGCGGCUGUGACUUUGGUCGAGCUUGAGGAAACAUUAAGACGUUAUGUUAAAAUAAAACCUGAAUAUAGUACAAGGAUCUUCACGGAAAUAAUCAAUAUGUUACAUUGGUUUGCUGGAAAACAGAUAAGAAACGUUGCUGCUGUGGGUGGUAACAUAAUGACUGGGAGCCCAAUAUCAGAUUUGAAUCCAAUCUUUAUGGCUGUCGGUAUUAAAUUAAAUUUAUGCAGCUUGAAACAUGGCCGUCGAAGUAUACCAAUGGAUCAUACCUUUUUCAUCGGAUAUCGACGGAACAUUGUUUUACCUGAGGAAGUAUUAGUUUCUAUCGAUAUUCCUUUCACGAAAGAGAAUCAAUAUUUUAUUGCGUACAAACAAGCAAAGAGGCGAGAUGAUGAUAUCGCCAUUGUCAACAUGGCCUUAAAUGUACAUUUCGUUCCUAAAACGAAUGUAAUUCAGGAAGUGCAUAUUGCAUUCGGUGGGAUGGCACCUACUACCAUUUUGGCGAGACAAACUUGUCAGAAAAUAAUUGGAAGAAAAUGGAGUAAAUCAAUCUUGGAGGAGUUUUACGAUUCCUUACUUGAGGAGCUACCAUUAGCGGAUAACGCACCUGGAGGAAUGAUCAAGUAUCGUCGAUCUCUCACUCUCAGUUUAUUUUUUAAAGGAUUUAUGCAUAUCUUCAAGGAAUUAACGAAAAACGUUUCGGAUAUCGAGUGUAUGUCGAAGGAGCUAGAAAGCGUUUCAGAUUGCUUCCAUUAUAAAGCACCAAAAAGCUCCCAAUAUUACCAAGUGGUGCCCAAAAAUCAAGAGUCGAAUGAUCUAAUAGGACGUCCUAUUGUGCAUACUAGUGCAUUUAAGCAAGCAACGGGAGAAGCGAUAUAUUGCGACGAUAUGCCUAAAUUCGCAAAUGAAUUGUACCUAGCAUUGGUCCUCUCUACAAGAGCGCACGCAAAAAUCUUAAAAGUCGAUCCCUCUAAGGCACUGUCUACAGAAGGAGUCGUGUCAUUUUUCUCUUCGAAAGACAUAGCGGGAGAUAAUAGAUGGGUUGGCCCUGUAAUUCAUGACGAAGAAGUAUUUGUAUCAGAAAAGGUUACUAGCCAAGGCCAAGUAAUUGGCGCAAUUGUUGCCGUCGACCAACUUGUCGCUCAAGCUGCAGUAAAAAUGGUUGAAAUAGAGUAUGAAGAUUUAGACCCUGUUAUCAUAUCUAUCGAGGACGCUAUCGCGCAUAAAUCCUUCUUCCCUGGUUUCCCUAAGCAUAUCAUCAAAGGUGAUGUUGAGAAAGCUUUUGCGGAAGCGGACCAUGUUUUAGAAGGGGAAAUACGUAUAAGCGGCCAGGAGCACUUUUAUUUGGAAACAAACGCUACGAUUGUCGUGCCACGCGAGGAAAAUGAACUGGAGGUGUUCUGCUCCACGCAACAUCCCAGCGAGAUACAGAAACUAAUUGCCCAUUGCCUGGGUAUACAUUCAAACAGAGUUAACGUCCGUGUGAAGCGCAUAGGGGGUGGUUUCGGUGGGAAAGAAUCCCGUGCGGCAUUACUCGCGUUACCGGUGGCACUCGCGGCACACAGAUUACAGAGACCAGUUCGUUGCAUGUUGGAUAGAGAUGAAGACAUGAUGAUAAGCGGGACGCGACAUCCAUUUUUAUUCAAAUACAAAGUUGGAUUUAAUAAUGACGGCUUUAUCAAAGUGGCGAGAGUGUAUAUAUAUAAUAACGCAGGUUACUCUUUUGAUUUGUCAACAUCGGUAUUAGAUCGCGCCAUGUUUCAUUUUGAAAAUUCGUAUAGAAUCCCCGUGUCGGAGAUACACGGGUACGCGUGUAAAACAAAUUUACCGUCGAACACGGCUUUCCGAGGCUUCGGUGGACCGCAAGGAAUGUUCGUAGCUGAAACUAUCAUUCGCCAAAUCGCUGAUUAUUUGGAUGCAGAUGUUGUCAAGCUGUCCGAAUUGAAUUUAUAUAAGGAAGGCGAUUUAACGCAUUACAACCAGCAACUUGUUAACUGUACUCUGGAUCGCUGCUGGCGCGAAUGUCUAGCAUCAUCCCGUUAUUAUGAAAGACUAGUUGAGGUUCAACGUUACAAUAAAGAGAACCGAUUCAAGAAAAAAGGACUCGCGGUCGUUCCUACGAAGUUCGGUAUAGCAUUUACUGCAUUGUUUUUGAAUCAAGCGGGCGCGCUGGUGCAUAUCUAUACUGAUGGCUCGGUGCUAAUCAGCCAUAGUGGCGUUGAGAUGGGACAAGGUCUACACACAAAAAUGAUUCAGGUUGCUAGCAGAAUAUUGAAGGUAAAUCCAUCCAAGAUACAUAUCGUUGAAACGGCUACUGACAAAGUUCCCAAUACAUCUGCCACUGCAGCGAGUUGUGGAUCUGAUUUGAAUGGCAUGGCAGUUAUGAAUGCUUGUAACGAAAUCAUGAAACGAUUACAACCGAUAAUUGACAAUGAUCCAAAAGGUACCUGGGAUGAAUGGAUAAAAGUAGCGUACUUUCAAAGAAUAAGUUUGUCCGCCACCGGUUUCUACCAAACACCCAACAUUGGAUAUUCCUUCGAGACUAAUACGGGACAUCCCUUUAAUUAUUUUACAUAUGGCGUUGCUUGUACGGAGGUGGUGAUUGAUUGCCUUACCGGUGACCACGAGGUAUUACGAACAGAUAUCGUCAUGGAUUUGGGAGAGAGUUUAAAUCCGGCCAUUGACAUAGGGCAAGUUGAAGGUGCCUUUGUUCAAGGAUACGGUUUAUUCACAUUAGAGGAAAUGAUUUACUCACCGACGGGGACAUUAUUCAGCAGAGGACCUGGCGCCUACAAAUUGCCUGGUUUCACGGACAUACCACAGGAAUUUAAUGUAUCCUUAUUAAAAGGGGUUUCCAAUCCAAGAGCGGUAUAUUCUUCUAAGGCUGUUGGGGAGCCACCAUUGUUUCUGGCAUCAUCUGCGUUCUUUGCAAUUAAGGAAGCAAUAAUGGCUGCACGCAAAGAUAUGAAUAUUCACGGCUAUUUUCGUCUUGAUGCCCCUGCAACUGCUGCACGUAUACGUAAUGCCUGUAUAGACAAUUUAACAAUGAAGAUUACAGAGCCUGAUUUAAAACGACAAUGGAAUGUAGUGCCGUGAACAAAAUUCUCAAGGUCUCAUGUUUAUGAGACAUUUUUAAGGAUAAAAAUAUUAGAAUUAUGUUGAUAUAAAUAAAAUAUAAAUAUUGAUAGAUAUUAACAAAUUAGCUAAAUAUUUGUAAAGUAUAUCAUGAAUAUAAAAAUAAUAUAUUCAUUGUUAUUACAAACUCAAAUGUCAUAGAUUGUCAUAAAUAUAUGAUUUACAGAUACUCUAAAAAUAUAGCGUUUAAUGCUUGUUUAGAUUA
Messenger RNA from Vollenhovia emeryi, 4706 nucleotides. It is a transcript of the gene ry, whose product is annotated as xanthine dehydrogenase. Gene Ontology annotation, molecular function: 2 iron, 2 sulfur cluster binding; molybdopterin cofactor binding; xanthine dehydrogenase activity. The transcript is spliced from 25 exons. The record is from RefSeq and is a predicted model, not a curated record. Bases 347 to 4462 code for a protein of 1371 amino acids. Lineage: Eukaryota; Metazoa; Arthropoda; Insecta; Hymenoptera; Formicidae.